UCUCAAUACUGUGCUUUUAUCGUCUCUAUUCAUGGCCUGAACCUCCACGAGUUCACGCCUGUCUUCUUUGAGCGAUUUUUGGUGUACAAGCGGGAUAAAGCCAAAGCAGUAACGCUUAGUGGGUAUCGGAGCGCGAUUAAAGAUCUGUAUCGCUCCAAGAGCGUUAAUUAA
Messenger RNA from Phytophthora sojae, 171 nucleotides. RefSeq lists its product as hypothetical. NCBI's taxonomy places the organism in Eukaryota, Oomycota, Peronosporomycetes, Peronosporales, Peronosporaceae. The record is from RefSeq and is a predicted model, not a curated record. The annotation marks the transcript as partial. The transcript has a single exon.